Cynoglossus semilaevis (tongue sole) is the source of this 5217-nucleotide messenger RNA. It is a transcript of the gene kcnj12a, whose product is annotated as potassium inwardly rectifying channel subfamily J member 12a. The transcript has 2 exons. The coding region runs from base 787 to 2085 and encodes 432 amino acids. The record is from RefSeq and is a predicted model, not a curated record. Gene Ontology annotation, cellular component: plasma membrane. Gene Ontology annotation, biological process: potassium ion import across plasma membrane; regulation of monoatomic ion transmembrane transport. Lineage: Eukaryota; Metazoa; Chordata; Actinopteri; Pleuronectiformes; Cynoglossidae. Gene Ontology annotation, molecular function: inward rectifier potassium channel activity.
AAGAGACACAGAAAGAGAGCUAGAGAGAGAGAGAGAGAGAGUGAGAGAGAGCUAGAGAGAGAACAGCAGUUCAACUAGAUCACAUUGCAACAGAUUCAUACAGACUGCUGGUCAGUGAGUAAGUGGAAAAGGGAAUACUGUGCUGUUUUUCCAGAGGGACAUGAGAAGACUUGGCAGAUGUCAUGUUGGAACAGAUGAGGAUGACACGAGGAGCUGCUGAAGAUUUAGUCCUAAAAGAUGGAAAUACAAAAACCUGACUUUUCCUGGGGACACUUCUCAUUAGACACAGCACACCUGUUUAACAGAGCCAGCACUGAGUGAGCAGCAGCAGCAGCAGCAGCAGCAGCAGCAGCUUGGCCCGGGGGUCGUUCUGCUUCAGCCUUGUUGCCCGGUCACAUAUGAAAGGAUGAAGAGUGUAAAGCGGGGUCUGUGUCUUCCUCUGAAUAUGGUGGAGUGGUUUCCUCCUGUGUUAGAGUAAUGCACAGAGGAAGAGGAGGACGAAGCAGCUGCAGGGACAGAUGCUAAGUAUGCCUUAGACUUAGUUCAUGAGGGGACACCGGGAGUGAAGAGACAACCCUCAACUUCUUCCUUCCACGUCCACGUGAAGCGCAAGGAAGUGAAAAUUCAGAGAGACCAAAAAACCACGGACUCCCACUCGGCUCUCUGUCUAUGACUCACUACCAUGACGCUCAGCCAGUGAUCGAGUUCUGAAGGCCACAGUCACACAUCGGGACUCGAGGCCUUGUCCUUCUGCUCCACUCUGCUGCUGGAGGCUCUUCCCGGAGCAUGAGUGUGGGAGGAAUCAACCGCUACAGCAUUGUGUCGUCUGAAGAAGAGGGCCUCCGCCUCACUACCAUGCAUGGCAUGAACGGCUUUGGCAAUGGCAAGAUCCACACACGCCGCAAGUGCCGCAACCGCUUUGUCAAGAAGAACGGCCAGUGUAAUGUGCAGUUCACCAACAUGGACGAGAAGUCACAGCGUUACAUGGCUGACAUCUUUACUACAUGUGUCGACAUUCGUUGGCGAUGGAUGCUGGUAGUCUUCACCCUGGUGUUCGUCGUCUCCUGGCUGGUCUUCGGGUUGGCCUUCUGGGUCAUCGCUUUGUUGCACGGUGAUCUUGAUAAUCCAGCGGGAGAUGACAACUUCACUCCAUGUGUUCUACAAGUCAACGGAUUCGUGGCUGCUUUUCUGUUCUCCAUUGAAACACAGUCGACCAUAGGCUACGGUUACCGCUGUGUGACGGAGGAGUGCCCGGUGGCCGUGUUUAUGGUGGUCUUCCAGUCCAUAGUGGGCUGCAUCAUUGACUGCUUUAUGAUUGGCGCCAUCAUGGCCAAAAUGGCGAGGCCCAAGAAGCGGGCGCAAACGCUGUUGUUCAGCCACAAUGCUGUCAUUGCCAUGAGGGACAGGAAGCUGUGUCUCAUGUGGAGGGUAGGCAACCUUCGCCGGAGCCACAUAGUGGAGGCCCACGUCAGAGCGCAGCUCAUCAAACCUCGGAUAACAGACGAAGGGGAAUAUAUCCCCUUAGACCAAAUAGACAUUAAUGUGGGCUUUGACAAAGGUUUGGACAGGAUUUUCCUGGUUUCACCCAUCACCAUUCUCCAUGAGAUAGAUGAGGAGAGUCCACUUUUUGGGAUCAGCAACCAGGACUUGGACACAGCAGACUUUGAGAUUGUUGUCAUCUUGGAGGGUAUGGUCGAAGCAACUGCCAUGACCACUCAGGCGCGCAGCUCCUACCUGGCCUCUGAGAUCCUUUGGGGUCACAGGUUUGAGCCGGUCUUGUUUGAGGAGAAAAACAUUUACAAGGUGGAUUAUUCUCACUUUCACAAAACAUACGAGGUGCCGUCCACCCCGCGCUGCAGUGCCAAGGACAUGGUGGAGAACAAGUUCCUAGUCCCCAGCUCCAACACCUUCUGCUACGAAAAUGAGCUGGCCUUCCUCAACCGGGACGAAGAGGAGGAGGAUGUGGGCGGUGGAAGCAGAGCGCUGGCCAACCUGAGUCCAGACCGAAACAGUCGGCAUGAGUUUGAACGCCUACAGCCGAGGGCACUGGAUCAAAGGUCGUAUCGGAGGGAGUCGGAAAUAUGACAUCUACCCACUGACCCACGGUCAGUGUUUGAUGACUUUUCCCAAGGGUAAUAAUGUUGAACAAUGCAAAGUGCCAUAGGAACUGACUACUGUGAAAGUUUGCAAAUGACACAACGCAACACAAUAAAGAGUUGAUGUAAAAGGAGCUGUGCAAGAACAGGAGGAGAGUGACUGGUAAGAAAUGUCUGCAAUCAAGGAAAAAGGCCGAAGAAAGAGCUUUUUCCUUUAUGGAAACUUGAAUCUUUUUUUCCACAUGGUUAUUUUAUGUAAAAGGUAUUUAAUAAGCGGCAUUACAAACUGUUAUGAGUGUAAAUACAUCGCUUAGAUACAGUAAGUUGCGUUUCAUGUGCAGUAUCAGUUUCCAAAAAUGAUGCCUCUUUACAGAAGUAGAACUUUCUUUCUUUUUCUUAAUCUUAAUCUUGGACGUAAAUAACAUUGAUAGAAGGCUUAUCUUCACAGCUGCCCACACUGCAUCAUUUGCCCGACCUGUGUUCAGUGACACAUUGAAAAUUCAUGCACUGCAGCAUUCAAAUGCAAUGAGCCAUGAUAAAAGAACGAGCCACUGAAAACAACACAGCACGACGCCCUUGUUGUGAUACUGGUGAGAUCCUCAAAUCUACCAACGGAGGGAGAACGGGCAAAACUGACUGCACUAUUUCAUGUUGUAGAAAUACAGUACACACUGGACAACAUAAAAAUAUUAUUCGCACACGUCACCAACUUCAUGAUUAGGAGGUUCUGACCAAACAUGCAUUUCUAGUGAAUCAGGUGAAACAGAUCUAAAGCACAAACAGAGAGGAGUUGCACAAAACUUUUUUUUUUUUUUUGCAAGAAAGAAGUUGCAAUAUUCCAGAUAUUUACUGAUAAGAUGUUGUAUUUUGUAACCCCCUCAAUAAGAGGUGCACCUUAUAUAGAUCUUUACUUUUUCAUAAAGAAACAAAACACAUCUGUAAAAAUGCCCUUAAAAACACCUCACACUUAAUCUGUUCAUCUGUUCUUUAUAUUUGAAACUAUGCACAUCCUUCACACAGUUCAGGGGACGGAGAUUUGUGUUAGAGAUAAUGUGCCGUAGAAAGAGGAAAUCCUGAGUGGUUUUCAUUUUUUAACUAUUCCUGAACGGCUGUAAACACUUUACCUAAUAACCAAUAACCCUGACCUCCCUGAUGCCGUAGUUAGAAACUGCUUCUUAAUAAGGCAUCUGAGCAAAACAGACUCUCUUCAAAGUGGUAGUUCAGAUGCAAACUGCAGAAAAUAUAUUUUCACUGUCUGCAGAUGAAUAUUUGUUGCUUUAUACUCCGAGGCGUUAUGUGACGUAACUUAGUUCUAAAUGAAACUGGUUAACCAGUAAUGUAAGUCUUCUAUAACCACCCGUUAAAUGGAUUAAAAAGUUCACCAGCAUCUAGAUGUCGUCACUUUCUUCUAGCCGGUCUCACAAAUGCACACUGUAAGUGAACAGUACGCGGUCGACCUUGUUGGUUUCAGCAGCAAGAAACCUCCUCCAAACCUAAUCCAAGGUUUGAGCCUCGUAGCUUUUAGCUUUCUUCCACUUGAAUCAAUUUAAAAAUAAAAUGUAAAAACAAAGUUGAAUGCUUAAUUUCCCUCUUUGAUGCAAACUAAAGAAGUGAAAUACAAGUUUGGUGUCUUCAUACAUGUCAGAAUAUUCUGCUACACUGGACAGAUUAGACUCUCAUUGACUUUUUAUAAUAAAAAUUAAAAUAACAAUAAACUAAUAAUAAGAUUAGCUUUUUUUAUCCAGACCCCUGGUCAGUAUGACCAAAUAUUUUCAUUCUCAUCCAAAUGUUACUGUUUAAUUCAAAGGCAACAGUGACUGUAUAUAAUGACAGGAUUAGGGAUAAAUGAUGUCACUUUUUAUACCAAAGUAAGGGAGCUUUGUCUUUUGUUUUAUAUAAAUAUAUUGUCAGUAAUAUUACCAUGAUCCCCCCAAUACGAUUAAUCACAACCUGUAGUUGUUUUAAAAUUGCUCUUAUUGUCCUUAAUAAAUCAAUCAUAAAAUAAAAAAGUAUUUGAAAUCAGACUAUAUGACCUGCUAUAUAGAUUAAUGGAAAUAAUAUUCACCACGCUUGGCUGCAUUUCUGUACUGCUCGACCCUCCUCCACCCCCCAACCCCUUUUUUUGCUCCAUUUAUUGAUUUCAUGUCGUCACAGUCUUUAAUACUUUUCUAAAAGACAUUUUACUUUUGGCUGUAUUUUAUGACUCCACAUGAUAUUUCUUUUUAUGCUGUCAUUUGUAAAGUGUAAAAAGAAAAAAUCUAUACGUACAAAGAUCCUACACCUUUGGACACAGUUUGGCUUUUUAUUCUGACACAAUUAUUUCAGAAGCAAAUGAAUCACCUUGGGCUAAACGGUCUUUUUGUCUAGUCCUCUGAAGGACAAUCUUGGAGUGGAUGGACGCCCUGGUCAAACACUGGAUUUAUUUUUGUCCUUCUGAAUAAAUGAAUAAAGAAUAAUAUUUAUUGAAUUAUCAGGUCCAGCCACCAUUUAAAUCCCUGUGACUGACUUUUGGGUCGCCACUCACCAUUUGAGAAACACUGCCCAACCCUAACCCAAUCCUACAAUUUUAUUAUGCUGUCUACCUUCCGAGAAGGUUCUGUAUGUAAACUCUUUGCUCCUAAUCACACGACUUUCCAUCAUUAAAAGGGUCAAGUCUAUCAUUUCUACUGAUUAUUAUUUUUCAGGUUUGAUGUUUUCCCACCUGAGCCCUUUAAUAAGGAGCAGACCACAGUGACGGGGACGAGGUUUAUCGUGUACAAAGCCUAGAGUCAAUAUAAGAGGUAUAAUAGGAAACAGCCAGGCUGAACAAACCUGCUUAUUUUUAUACAAAGUUCUUUUUGAUAGAAUAUAGCGAUGGAUAUUUAUCUGCUGUUACUAGUCUAUGGGUAUAAGGAGGCAUCGAUGUGAUUGUUGUCUCAGUUAACAAUGAUUUCCUUUCUGUCAUUUCUUUUUUCCUUCUGCACAGAUGCUCAUGAUUAAACUGCUAUUUCUCUUAAAGGGAUGAAUAAAGACAAAUCUUUGACCUCUGUAGAAGUCUUCCUACGCCCAGUGAAAUGUAUACUGGGCUUCUGAGUUUAAUUCACUUAAAUUAUUCAAUUAAAAGCUCAUUGUGGAAAAAUAA